AUGCGCUCGGGGCCGGGGACCGGAGUAUCCCGGCCGGGCUCGCGGCACGCGGACACGCUGCGCCCGAUCGCCGAGCGGCCACUGCGGGAGCCCACCCGCACCUGCUCGCGUCCUUCCGGGCGCGUCUCUCUUCCCUCCUUUGCUCGUUGCAUGCAGAACACCACGAGAGAGCACUGCGGACGGAAACCAGGAUAUGACGUGGCCACUGUGCUCGGGAUGGUGAGCGAGAAGAAGAGAGAGACACACAUGGAACUGGUCCGGGCCUGGGGCAGGCUGUGGCAAGCGCAGUUCCAGAAGGGAGGACUGGGAGGCGAGGGAAAUUGGGGUAGACUCGGGGAAGGUCGGGGCAGGGGUGGGGAUGCGCCGCGAGGCGAAGGUGAGAGGAGGAGGAGGACGCUGCCCAGCCUGGCAAUCCAGCCGGUCGGAAACGGCGUGCAGGGCCCCGAGCCGCAGGAGCCAGAGCCAAUUACAAGUUUACGUAAGAGACCCGGACCCUCCCGCCUCCCCGGCUCCGCCCCGCGCCCCCGCCCCGGCGGAUGCGGGGGGGAUCGCCCUCGGAAGCGGGCUGGGAUGGAGAACGUCUUGUCGACCCAGGACGGAGGCUGUCUUUUCUGCCUGCUUGCGGGAGAAACUUCUUGGGCGGCGCUUCGGUGCUCUGGAAUCCUCGGGCGCCCCCAGACCUUCCUGCGAAUCCGGGGCGGGAGCCGGAGGCGGAGGCGUGCCGGGCGCGGUGAGCUCGCCGGCGUUUAUGUAACCGCGGCCCCUCGCGGAGGACCGUGCGAGGCACCGAGUCACGGGCGCGGCGGGGCCGGCCCGGCCUCGCCCGCCUGCGGGACCCGUCGGAGGACGCGCCCGGAGUCGGCGCGGGCCCGUUUACCCGGAGGCGGGAGGCUCGUGAUCGGCGUCCGACGUUAUCAACCCCGGGUGACAUCUGAUGCGGGCCAACCAGCUCGGUCCUCCGGGACGCGGCCGCCUGGAUGGCGGAGGACCCGAGUGAAAGCCGCCCCGGCCGCCUCCGGAUUUUGGUGGAACCGGAGGCGUCUGUGCUGA
Molecule: messenger RNA, 1050 nt
Organism: Rangifer tarandus platyrhynchus (Svalbard reindeer)
Lineage: Eukaryota; Metazoa; Chordata; Mammalia; Artiodactyla; Cervidae
Source: the annotation of a GenBank genome assembly